Messenger RNA from Funneliformis caledonium, 133 nucleotides. NCBI's taxonomy places the organism in Eukaryota, Fungi, Glomeromycota, Glomeromycetes, Glomerales, Glomeraceae. The record is from the annotation of a GenBank genome assembly.
AUGAAUGCAAAUACAGAAAGAGAAGUCAUUGCCAAAGCCGUAUUUAGAAGUAAAUGUGAUAAUUAUCUUUACGAGUACCUGAUACAGAGAAGGGAGCAAGCUUCUUUCGUGAAAGAAAUUCAAGUCAAAAAUA